Messenger RNA from Phalaenopsis equestris, 599 nucleotides. Its product is annotated as universal stress protein PHOS34-like. The record is from RefSeq and is a predicted model, not a curated record. Lineage: Eukaryota; Viridiplantae; Streptophyta; Magnoliopsida; Asparagales; Orchidaceae.
AAAUUUUUCUUGUCCCGCACUCUUCGGAUUCCUUUCCAGGCGAGAAAUUGUUACGUCCCCGCAAUUGUAGUAGGUUCGUUCGAUUGCCCUUUUUAACGAACUUUCUCCUCGAUUAGCUGCAGAUUCGAUCGCCGGAGAAACGAAGUGUUCCCCAUGGCAACGGCAGCGGCGGAAGCUGCCGGAGAGUCGAAGAGAGGGACGAUUGUGUUGGGAUUUGAUGACAGCGAGCAUAGUUUCUACGCGCUUGAGUGGAUCCUCAGCCACUUCUUCGCCAGCGGAGGCUCUGCUUCCAUUCCUGGCCCUGCUUAUAAUCUUGUCAUCAUCCACGCCAAGCCGAACCCUACCUCCCUCAUUGCCAUUGGAGGCCCCGUUAUGAGUGCAGGAGCUGGAAAUGCUCUUCCUAUUUUGGAAUCAGAUUUGAAGAUAAUUGCUGCUAGAGUGAUUGAGAAGGCUAGGGAAUUCUGCAUUGCUAAUUCGGUAAGUGAUGUUAAAUUGGAGGUGGUGGAAGGAGAUGCAAGGUACGUUCUUUGUGAAGCUGUGGACAAGUUUAAUGCUGAUGUGCUUGUUGUAGGCAGCCAUGGCUAUGGAGCAAUAAAAAG